UGCUAAUAUGCUCAAAAUUUAGCUUGUGGAUCCAAAAUUAAGAUUCAUUUCUAGUGCGCAGCCACAGCUCCUCCCCAGUGAGAGAAGCGCACCACCGUCCACCGCCACCACCGCUUCUCCACCUCUCCACCUUUCCAUUUUUAGUAACUCCACCGUCUCUCGAACUUCCCCUCCCUCUUACCCUUUUUAGUAACUUCCACGCCCUCUAAAAUUUCCGCUUUCUUGCUCUAGAUUUUAUUGGCCAUACAGAAUCCCUAUCCUAUCUGACUUUUGAGGAGAUUAAGAUAUUUAGGUCGGUGUUUCUUAUGUUUUAGAGUUAGGGUUGUCGAUUGGGGAUUUCUGUAUUUGGCCUCUCUGCCAAAAUGGGUUCAUAUUAACUGAAUUGGAAUAAUCAAUUGUUUUUUUUUGUGACAGUUCUAAUUGCCCAUAUAUAGUACGUGCCGUGAUUUGUGCCAGCUUUGGGGACUGCAUAAUUCUGGGCUUCAUCGAGUUGAGGAUUGAAGAGAAGUUAGAUUUUGAUCUGUGGGUAGUGUUGGCACUGCGAUUUUUCAUAAGGGAAGUUUGGGGCCUUUGGUGAAAUUUGAGUUGUUUGUGCUUAUUAUAAGGUAAGAAAGGGGAAUACUUUGAUAGGGCGGAUAAAGUUGGAGCACUGAAAGUGAAACUUCUAUGGAUUUGAGAAAAAAAUUAAGGGUCUUUGUAACCAAAUGAGAGAAGAUAUGAGGGGAGAAUUUCUGUGGAUGGUUCUCUGACGACUUCUUACGCAGUGGGGAGAGUUGUUGGUUAGAUAAACUAAAAUGGAAAACUUAUUCUCAUUGAAAGAGAAGGGAAAGGGUUAUUGGACUUCGCCAAGAGCACAGGCAGAUGGCAUGGCUCCUUCAGACGGUGGUGCAAAGAAUUCAAUUUCAGAGGACAUAUUCAACUCUUUUUCAGAGUUCAUGAAUUUUGAUACAUAUGCUGGUUGGUGCACCAGCCCAUCAGCAACAGACCAGAUGUUUGCCUCAUACGGGUCAUCGUCUUUCCAGUCAACACCCUAUUCAACUUUUGAUGCAUUAAGUUUUGCAGAACAGAGUUGUCUGACCUCUCUUGUUGGUGGAAAUGCAUUAAAUGCUGCUGGGACGUCUUACAGUUCUGGAGACAAAAUGGCAGUUCAGCAAGUGAAUGUUUAUGCAUCAGAUUUGAUGGAUGCUGAUGAUUUAUGUGCAAAAGAGAGGACUGGUGCUCAGCGACAAAUUGAGGAAAUGGCUAAUUGUAUGAUUUCUAGACCUGUUGGGUUCUCACUUGAUGAAAAGAUGUUAAGGGCAUUAUCCUUGUUGAGAGAAUCUGCUGAUGGUGGCAUUUUGGCUCAAGUCUGGGUUCCAAUGAGGCGUGGAGAUCAAUAUAUCUUGACCACCUUUGAGCAACCAUACUUGCUUGACCAGUCUCUGGCAGGGUAUCGUGAAGUUUCAAGAACAUAUACAUUCUCUGCAGAAGUGACGCCUGAUCUUCCCCUAGGGCUUCCUGGUCGUGUGUUCAUCUCUAGAGUUCCAGAGUGGACUUCAAGUGUAGUUUAUUAUAGCAUUGCUGAGUAUUUGCGUGGACAGCAUGCACGCAACCAUAAGGUCCAAGGAUCCAUUGCAUUGCCAAUCUUUGAACCUCCUGAUAAUGUCUGUUGUGCUGUGCUGGAACUUGUCACAGUUAAGGAGAAACCAAAUUUUGAUUCAGAAAUGGAAAAUGUUCGCCUUGCACUUCAGGCUGUAAAUUUAAGAAGCACAGCACCUCCUCAACUUCUUCCUCAGAGCCUCUCAAGGAAUCAAAGAGCUGCCUUAGCUGAAAUAACUGAUGUUUUACGAGCUGUAUGUCAUGCACAUAGCUUGCCACUAGCUCUAACAUGGAUUCCUUGCCAUUACAUGGAGGAAGCGUUUGAUGAAGUAAUGAAAGUACGUGUAAGGGAAGGUAAUUCAAGGUCUUCUGGGAAAUUUGUACUAUGCAUUGAGCGCACAGCUUGUUAUGUGAAUGAUAGAGAGAUGCAAGGUUUUGUGCAUGCAUGUUCAGAACAUUAUAUUGAGGAAGGACAGGGUAUAGCUGGAAAAGCUCUUCAAUCAAAUCAUCCUUUCUUCUUCUCUGAUGUUAAGGCAUAUGAUAUAACCAAAUAUCCACUUGUCCAUCAUGCACGCAAGUAUGGCCUGAAUGCUGCAGUUGCAAUCAGGCUAAGAAGCACAUACACUGGUGACGACGAUUACAUUUUAGAGUUCUUUCUUCCUGUCAAUAUGAAGGGGAGUUCCGAACAGCAACUUUUGUUGAACAACCUCUCUGGUACCAUGCAGAGAAUCUGUAAGAGUUUGAGAACAGUUUCAGAUGCUGAGUUAAAGGGGGGAGAAGGUUCUGCAGUUGAUUUUCAGAAGGGAGCAAUAUCCAGCUUCCCACCAUUGUCGGUUUCUAUAACUAGCUCUCAAACCACAUCAUCUGAAGCUGUCUUAAAUUUGACUGACAAAGUACCUCUUGAUGCAUCUAGUUCCAAAUAUGAUGCAAUGAAAUCAGAUGGUCCUCAUGAACAGAGCUUCAAUGCAUCAAGAAGACAGCCGGAGAAGAAGAGGAGUACAGCAGAGAAAAAUGUGAGCUUAGGCGUCCUUCAGCAGUACUUUUCUGGGAGUCUCAAGGAUGCUGCCAAAAGCAUUGGUGUUUGCCCAACAACACUGAAAAGGAUAUGCCGACAACAUGGGAUCUCUAGAUGGCCAUCCCGCAAGAUAAAUAAAGUGAAUCGCUCAUUGAAGAAGAUACAGACUGUGCUUGACUCUGUUCAGGGAGUGGAAGGAGGACUAAAAUUUGACCCUACCACUGGAGGAUUUGUUGCAGCAGGUUCCAUUGUCCAAGAAUUUGAUUCUCAAAGGAUCUUUCUAUCUCCUGACAAAAACCUUCCUGCUAGAAAUUCCCAAUCUGCUACUGAAGAAGCAGUUUCUGUACCUUCAGUUCCUUGUAUUGAUGGCAGUAAUUCUGCAGUUAAAGUUGAAGAGGAUGAGUUCUGUAUGGACACAUGUGGGGAAGUGCUAAUGAAAUCUAGCAUUCCUGUGAUUGAUUGUAGUGAAGAUUCCAAGUCGAUAGCAACAGAUGCUGAAAUAUGUCAAAAGGGUAGGCUUGGCUGUGGACCUUGGGCUGCUAUGGAUAAUGCCUCUGCAUUUGCAAAAGGAACGAAAGGUAGUCUUAACUCUGGAAGCGCGAAAGUAGACAAUUCAGACACCCACUUUGUGUCUAGAAGCUCAUGCUCCUUGGGUGCUGCUGAGGUGUUGGAUACCAAAGAGGAGGGUGAUGAUGUAAUGGUUGAACAUAACCAGCCUACUUGUUCAAGCAUGACCGAGUCUUCAAAUGGUUCCGGUUCAAUGAUUCAUGGCAGUGCAUCAAGCUCUCCAAGCUUUGAGGAGAAGCAUUUAAAAGUCAAAUGUGAUGAUGGUGGAUCAAAAAUUAGUGUAAAAGCCACCUAUAGAGAAGAUACAGUUAGAUUCAAAUUUGAGCCUUCUGCAGGGUGUUUCCAAUUGUAUGAAGAAGUUGCAAAAAGGUUCAAAUUGCAAAAUGGAACGUUCCAGCUCAAGUAUCUUGAUGAUGAAGAAGAGUGGGUGAUGCUGGUGACUGACUCCGACUUGCAGGAGUGCAUUGAGAUACUGGAUUAUGUUGGAAAACGAAGUGUGAAGUUCCUUGUUCGUGAUUCAGUUUUUACUAUGGGCAGCUCAGGAAGCAGCAAUUGCUUUUUGGGAGGAAGCUCCUAGCAAUUGACGUGAUGGCUCAACAUAAAAUCUAGCUGAAGCAGUAGCAAUUGCUGUCUUUUGAGUGCUCAUUCUGUUUCCCUAAGUAUGCAUGAUUGUGGUUUCUACUAGAAGUUGAUAUUAUAGUAUGAAGGUUAAAAGAAGAAUUGUAAAAUGGCGAAAUACCUUCCAAAAUUUUACAGAACCAAUCAAAGGAGAAGCCACCUUUGCUUAUGGGGGAGAAUUUACAAUUGAAAGUUCGAAACAGUGAGAAUGAAUGAGCCCCAACUGCAGGAGAUUCUUUCUCUGAUCGGUGAUUAGGAUUUGCAGGGAUGGAGGAAAAGAGAGGAAGAAGAGCAGAUUCAGAAGCUCCAUGGCUGAUUAGAUGUUAAAUAUAUAGGUCUGUACAUGCUAGUUGUAGCAAAAAAAUAUGCUUGUAGCUGUAGAAAUUAUGGAAGCACUGUAUUAUAUUUCUAUGUUGUGCAGUGCCUUAAACCUAGUCUGUGCAGUAAUCUACAUGUUAAUUUGAGAAAAUAGAAAAUAAGUUUUUUUUUUUACCUGCAA
Molecule: messenger RNA, 4277 nt
Organism: Manihot esculenta (cassava)
Lineage: Eukaryota; Viridiplantae; Streptophyta; Magnoliopsida; Malpighiales; Euphorbiaceae
Product: protein NLP9
Exons: 7
Coding region: 795-3737 (980 amino acids)
Molecular function (GO): protein binding; DNA-binding transcription factor activity
Source: RefSeq, a predicted model, not a curated record